Messenger RNA from Trametes versicolor FP-101664 SS1, 1039 nucleotides. RefSeq lists its product as uncharacterized. Gene Ontology annotation, biological process: amino acid transmembrane transport. The annotation marks the transcript as partial. Gene Ontology annotation, cellular component: membrane. The record is from RefSeq and is a predicted model, not a curated record. Lineage: Eukaryota; Fungi; Basidiomycota; Agaricomycetes; Polyporales; Polyporaceae. The transcript has 2 exons. Gene Ontology annotation, molecular function: amino acid transmembrane transporter activity.
AGACACUAGAUCCGCGAGCGUAGGGUGGAUACUAUACACCGGAUGGGCAACACAGUCGCCGACGUGAGUCCGCCGCCGCAGAUGGCCAGUACGUAUCCCUCAGGUUCUCGCUCGCCAUAUCCUUGGUUUGUCCUUUUCGGCCAUCUGGGGCGAGGGCGUUGUCUUCACCUGGUUGCUUGACCUCACCGGCAUGUCCUCCCUCGUCUGGGGCACCAUCGGCGUCAUCUCCAUCCGCUUCCGGCGCGCGUGGACCGCACAGGGCCGCGCGCUCGCAGACCUACCCUGCCAGCAGCCGCUGUACCCCAUCCUCCCGAUCGAGACCGUCAUCCUCGCGGUGCUCAUGUUCGCCGCGCAGGGGUACUCGGCCGUCGUCGCGGAGCCAUUCAGCCCGCAGAACGUCGUCGCGACGUACAUCGGGCUCGCGAUCUACAUCCUCUGCUACGUCGGGUAUUGGGUGUACGACCGUUUCUGGCCCGCCGGGAAUAGGGUGCACAGGGUGCACCUCGUGCCGCUGAUGGAAAUGGAUUUGGAUACGGACGCGGUCUGGGGGCAGGGCGGGGGUGCGCGGAUGCGCGAGAAGGAGGCGGCGGAGCGCACGCAGCGGGAUGAGGAUGACGUCGCGGAGGGGAAGCGCACGAAGGUGCAGCUGAGGCGCAUCGGGCGGCAUAUGCUCUGAGCGCCGCGCGUUGGCCCGGGAUGGCGCCUUCAUGCUCCUCCUCCGAGGCGGUAGUUGAGCAGUCGGACGUCUUCUCUCCGGGAUUUCUUGGUUCAGAUGCUUAUAUUUCUUGGGGCAGUGAUAAAUGCGAUGCGAUGUUGGGGCGAGAAUUAAAGGUAAACUAUGUAUCGGGCGCUGCUGAGCCCGGUCAAAACCCAUUGUAGCGUAUUGUACACUAGAUCCUGUAGCGACGCUUCGACGCGCGCCCACGAUGCGCCGUGAUACCCAUUAUUACGAUCCGUUUAUGCUUAAGCUCGUAUGUAAGUUGUCCGAGGUCACAGACUCAUCUAGUGAUUGCAUGCAUAUUCAAGCCGCGGUACCGCU